Molecule: messenger RNA, 495 nt
Organism: Papaver somniferum (opium poppy)
Lineage: Eukaryota; Viridiplantae; Streptophyta; Magnoliopsida; Ranunculales; Papaveraceae
Exons: 2
Coding region: 1-495 (164 amino acids)
Source: RefSeq, a predicted model, not a curated record
AUGGGAUAUGGACUGAAGUGGAGAAGAUGGAUACAGUGUUGUGUUGAGCAUGUAAGGUUCUCAGUGCUUAUUAGUGGUUCAUCUGAGGGGUACUUCAAAAGUAAAAAGGGAAUCAGGCAAGGUGAUCCUUUGUCACCAUUCUUAUUUUUAAUUGUUGGUGAAGCACUUACUGCAAUGAUGAAGAAGGCUCAGGAAGAUGGUUUUAUUAAUGGCUUUCAAGUGUCAAAUACAGGUACAAAGGUUAGUCAUCUGCAGUUCAUUGCAAAGCUUGCAUGGUGGAAAAGACCUUAUCCUACAAGAGCUGGUAAGAUUGCUCUUAUUAAUAGUGUUCUCUCCAGUUUUCCGGUUUAUUUUAUGUCUUUGUUUGAUAUGCCAAAGUUUGUGGAGCUCAAACUGGGAAGGAUAAUGAAGAAUUUUUUGUGGAAUGAUAACAAAGGUCACAGGAAGCUGCACUUGGUUAAAUGGGAUGCAGUCUGUAGAAGGAGGAAAAAUUGA